Myripristis murdjan (pinecone soldierfish) is the source of this 4036-nucleotide messenger RNA. RefSeq names its product faciogenital dysplasia (gene fgd). Gene Ontology annotation, molecular function: metal ion binding; guanyl-nucleotide exchange factor activity. The transcript has 17 exons. The record is from RefSeq and is a predicted model, not a curated record. Gene Ontology annotation, biological process: cytoskeleton organization; filopodium assembly. Gene Ontology annotation, cellular component: cytoplasm. Bases 291 to 2567 code for a protein of 758 amino acids. Lineage: Eukaryota; Metazoa; Chordata; Actinopteri; Holocentriformes; Holocentridae.
UGCUCUAUCGCUCGCUUUCUUUCACUUCAUCUGUAGUGCCCCCUAAACCUGCGCACCUGCUGGCCCUUGGACAAGACAAGAAACCUAAGAGGAUCCCCCCGGCUCCCUGCAGGCCGCUGCCAGCACCUCCUCCGCCGCCUAAACCAAAGCUCAGUCAACCCCCUGCUGGCGUGGGCUCGCCGCCUCAGAGAGAGGCCCAGAAAGUGGGACUGCUCAUCGAACGGUUUGAGAACUCAAGGGUUCCUAUCCUGGGGGUGGUCCCGAGGCCCCAGCUGCACUUGUGUCUGAGGAUGGACGCCACCUCUGACCCCACAUCCCCCUGCAGCCCGGACCCUGCAGGGUCCACCACAGCAAAGAGCGCUGAGGAAUCCUCCCCUGUGGACAAACUUGCACUUGGCGACUCUGAGCGGACUGACGAGGUGUCAGAACUGUCCUGUCUGGCCUCGGUGCACAUCGACGGUUCAGAUGACGCUCCACUGGAUGACUGUCCAGAGGAUGACAUCACACACAGCGUGGGUUGCCUUGAUGACGUGGAGCGGGAGGAGGGCUCCUCCCAUGAGCUCCAGGACAAUCCGGACUCCUCGGAGCAGAACGGGAAUGGGAAGAUUCCUAAUCGGGACAGUGGCAUUGACAGCCCAUCAUGCGCUGCGGAAGGAGAAGUGUUCCCUAACGAGGAUGCCAUCGAUGAGGAGGAUCGUUAUGACAGCAUCACUGAAACGGAGAGUGUGUCCUGCUGCGUUACCCUGGGCAACAAAAGAGACUCAACGCAGGAUGAGGACAGUGACUUAGAUGAGGGGAGCAGUGGAGAGCUAGAGGGAGCAGACAAGACAGACACACACUCUGAGGCACACAGGUGCUCGGAGGCCCAGAAGCUCUUGAAUAUUGCCAGAGAGCUUCUCCAGACUGAAGAGGCCUACGUCAAGAGGCUGAACCUCCUCGAUCAGGUAUUUUGCACUAAGCUGACAGAGGCUGGAAUCCCUCAGGAUGUCAUUACAGGGAUCUUCUCCAACAUCUCCUCCAUCUACUGCUUCCAUGACAAGUUCCUGCUCCCCGAGCUCAAGACACGCAUCACUGGAGAAUGGGACUCCAACCCUCGUAUUGGAGACAUCCUCCAGAAGCUGGCUCCGUUCAUGAAGAUGUACGGAGAAUAUGUGAAGAACUUUGACCGAGCCAUGGACUUGGUCAACACGUGGACACAGCGCUCCUCCCAGUUCAAGAGUGUGGUCCAGAAUAUACAGAAACAGGAUGUGUGUGGGAACCUGACGUUGCAGCACCACAUGCUGGAGCCGGUCCAGAGGAUCCCUCGCUACGAGCUGCUGCUCAAAGACUACCUGAAGAAACUACCCGAUGAUGCGCUCGACCGGAAAGAUGCAGAGAAGGCACUGGAGCUAAUCUCUACUGCAGCUAAUCACUCCAAUGCAGCAAUCAGGAAAAUGGAGAAGAUGCACAAACUGCUGGAGGUUUAUGAGAGGCUAGGGGGGGAAGAGGACAUAGUAAACCCUGCCAACGAGCUCAUCAAAGAGGGACACAUCAAGAAGAUGUCGGCCAAAAAUGGGACAGCACAAGACCGAUACCUCUACCUGUUCAACAACAUGGUGCUAUACUGCGUGCCUAAACUCAGACUGAUGGGACAGAAGUUCAGCGUCAGAGAGAGGAUCGACAUCGCUGGCAUGGAGGUGCAGGAGAAUGUCAAGCAGAACCUCCCUCACACAUUCGCCAUUAUCGGCAAGCAGCGCUCGCUGGAGCUGCAGGCCAGGACAGCGGAGGAGAAGGAAGAUUGGAUUCAGGUGAUCUUGGCAACCAUUGAGAGGCACAAACAGAACAGCGAGACAUUCAAUAAAGCUUUCAACAGCUCCUUCUCCCGGGAGGACGACCACCAGCCCGACUCGCCGGGCCCCUGGAGUAGCACAUACAUCGACUCAGAUGGUGAAAGACUGCAUGAAAGGAAGAGUUCCAGGAAAAAGGAGAAGGAGAAGCAGACGUGUAAAGGCUGUAACGAGAGCUUCAACUUCACCAAGCGCAAACACCACUGCAAGUCCUGUGGAGCGGCCAUCUGUGCAAAGUGCUCAAAAAUGUUGGACAACAAGACGAGUCGAGUGUGCCCGGAGUGUUUUGAAGCCAGCCUCAGCAUAGAGAAUCUAAUAGGUGUUACUGAGCAGAAAAGGAAAGCUGCGCCUGAGAGACAGACAUCGCUGACGGGGGAGAACUGCCUGCUGUGUGGCCACCUGCAACUGCAAGAGAAGAGCAAGAGCUGGACCAAAAUGUGGGUGGCCGUCACCAAGGCUGAGCCACUGGUGCUCUACUUGCAGAGCAGCGGGCAGGAAUCCAAGGGGGCGCGGGCGGUGCCACUGCCAGGGUUCGAGGUCAGUGCGGUGUCGUCAUCAGCGAGCGAAAAGCCAGAGGUCAAACAUGCAUUCCGGCUCAGCCACACCCAGCAAGCUCUGCUCUUCAGCGCCCCGGAUGCAGACCUGCACGCCAAGUGGGUGGACGUGCUGUCCAGAGCCGCCCGCGGAGAAACACCUUCAGACACACCGAGCAGCCUGACAGAGAACAGGAAGAGCCAAUAAGAGCGGCCGUGUUGAGGUCACAGGACUUUCUCGCCCUCCCACCCUCUCCUGUGUAUAGAGCACACAUUACUUGAAUUCACUUUACCUUGGCACUUUUUGUUGUUUUUUUGCCUAUGAAAGGACCACUCAUUCCUUCCUAUGCCACUUCACCUCCUGAUCUCAUGACCACACAGCAGCUUCUCUCUCCUUCUCCUUCUCUGUCUUCUCUCUCUCUCUCUCUCUCUCUCUCUCCAACACACACAUCAACAAGAACUGUGCCACCAUGCCGCCACCACCGCCACUGUAUGUGUGGUUCCGUUUUAUUAGGAUAUUUUAUUUCUCUCUGUGUUUCCCAUGGUCUGAGAGGAGCAGCGAAUAAACUCUCUCAUGUUUUAUUUGUAAUAUAGCUGAAGAAGGCAUUUUAAGAUGGUUCCUGUAUGAUUUUUUUUUUAAAAAAAGAUGAAGUUCAUUGUACAUUACGCGACUGUGUUGUGAAGCAUUAACUCCUGUGUGUCUGUCUUUCCGUUUGUGUGUGAGUGUGUGCAUGUGUGUGUGCGUGUUAGUGUGUGUGUGUGUGUGUGUGUGUUUGAAUCUGAGUCCCUUUCCCUCCGUCAUGUUUAUUCAAUAUUGAAUGUUAGUGUAAGAGCCCCGCACCACCUCUCUGCUCUCUCCAUCCCUGCUUGGGACACAGUGGCAGUUCAGUGGGUAUUGUACAGUAUGUAUACUAUAGUGUGUUGUAAGGAAACAAAGGAAAAAAGACAUUUUAACUUAAAAAAAGACACAGAGACAUGUACGCUUGUGGCUGGCCACCUGAUGCUCCCACUAUCCGCUCCCAUCCCCUUUUCCUGUAUUACAUACGCUGGUUAUGAUUCCCCGCCAUCAUUGUCUUUGGGACCUCUGAUCUGAGACAGCGAGUGGUCUGAUCCACCAAAUUUCCAUCCAAUUCUCAUUCUUGUUAUUUUGACUCACCCUGAUGAGAGUACACAGCCAGAAUGGGAUUGUGUGGCCUCAAUUCUGACCCUGUGCUGCAGGUUUAGUCCCUCAGUAUCUCCACUUGUACACAUGCUAAAUAAAUCCCCUCCACGUAGUUUCUCUCAGUUCUCCCUCCCACUCCUACAGCAUAUCAACUAUCUACCUGCUUCAUUCCCUCUUUGGUGAUGUGACGGAAACCAAGUACUGUAAAACUGUAAACCUGUUUAUUCUGCCUUGCCCCCUAUACCUUGCUCCCAUCAGCACCAGCUUUUAAGCAAAGUAGCAGACUCAUUGGAUCUCUGUGUGCAUGUAAACUCACUUCAUAUUUAUGUACCUUGCCAAGUCCCCUAUUCUCCCUUCUAUUCCACUCCAAAAAUCCAUUCUUGUCGUACUGUAAGUGAGCAGAGUCAGUAUUUGCGUGUUUUAACCUGGAUUGUGCACAGUGCAAAAAGCAGUCGAGCAUAUCAUCAAUAAAUAGACAUGCGGUUCAUUCAGUGCCGCACUGUCUUAAGAAGAUA